AUGUCCCAUCUCCUUAACGUGAAGCACCAGCUUACAUUCUACGGCGCGUACCAUGACCAUCCCGUCAAUGUCGCGAUCCACAUGGUUUUUGUCCCCGUCCUCCUCUGGACCGGCCUCGUCCUCGGCGCCCAAGUCCCCGUCCCGUCCUUCUUCCCCUCCAUCCACGUCGCGAUCAACGACUACCUCACUUUUGAGUUGACUUGGUCCACCCUCUGGGCUGGCGCAUGCCUCCUCUACUACUUUGCGCUCGAGCCCGUCGCGACGAUCCUGUACACGCCCCAGAUGAUCCUCACCACGCUCUCUGCCGCCGCGUACGCGCACAAGCCCGGCGGGAUGGACACCGCGCUCUACGCGCACGUCGUCUCGUGGAUCUUCCAGUUCGCCGGCCACUUCCUCGCCGAGGGCCGCUCCCCCGCGCUGCUAGACAACCUGCUCGGAGCGCUCGUCCUCGCACCCCUCUUCGUCCACCUCGAGGUCCUUUUCCGCCUCGGUUACAACAAGCCGCUCCAGAAGGAGAUUCACGCGAGUAUCACCGAGGAGAUUCGCAAAAUCAAGAGCAAGUCCUACUGA
Epithele typhae is the source of this 570-nucleotide messenger RNA. RefSeq names its product DUF962-domain-containing protein. Lineage: Eukaryota; Fungi; Basidiomycota; Agaricomycetes; Polyporales; Epitheliaceae. The transcript is spliced from 5 exons. Bases 1 to 570 code for a protein of 189 amino acids. Gene Ontology annotation, cellular component: endoplasmic reticulum. The record is from RefSeq and is a predicted model, not a curated record. Gene Ontology annotation, biological process: sphingoid catabolic process.